Messenger RNA from Vitis riparia (riverbank grape), 1584 nucleotides. Its product is annotated as putative transcription factor bHLH086. Gene Ontology annotation, biological process: regulation of transcription by RNA polymerase II. Gene Ontology annotation, molecular function: protein dimerization activity; DNA-binding transcription factor activity, RNA polymerase II-specific; RNA polymerase II cis-regulatory region sequence-specific DNA binding. Gene Ontology annotation, cellular component: nucleus. The transcript has 5 exons. NCBI's taxonomy places the organism in Eukaryota, Viridiplantae, Streptophyta, Magnoliopsida, Vitales, Vitaceae. The coding region runs from base 234 to 1277 and encodes 347 amino acids. The record is from RefSeq and is a predicted model, not a curated record.
CUCAUUUCACAUUUCUUGUUUCAUCACUGUUAGACUUUUGAAUAGUACCGCUUUCAAACACACAUUUUAUAUACUCUUCUCCGUUAAGACUACCCAUCACAAUUAAUAUAAGUCCAUGUGUUUGAAUCUCUACCAAUAGCCCAUUUUCAGCACUUCUCCUUGUCUAUAUUAGUCCUUUUAAGUCUGUUGCUUUGAGCUAGUAGCUAGCUCAUAUUCAACUCCACUCAACCUCAAUGGCACUUGCCAAGGACCGGACCCCACAUGACUUGGGCAUGGGCUCCGUGCAACACUGUUCUUUGAUUUACGGAAAUGUGCUAGGAGGAUCAGCAGUUGAAGGGGUUUCAGAUCUUUCCUCGCCCGGGGUUUAUGGGCUCGAUGAUUAUCACAAGGCCGUGACUGAGGAGGGAGAUGAGUCGGAGAAGAGUAGUGCCGGGUUUGUCAAGCCGUAUGUCAUGAGCCAUGCUUCUUCCAUUUCUGGUGCCAGCAGUGCAAAUUGUAACGCAAUUCGGCCUACGAAUUAUCAACCCCAGGAAGCUCAUUCUGUGAUAACCUUCAAAACCAGGUAUGAGAAUUUCAUGCACAACAGUGGAUCUUUGCUUAGCUUUGAGCAAAAUGAGAGGGGUUCUCAGAUCACUUACACCAAGGUUUUCCAAGAAGAUGACUACUCUAAUUGGGAAGAUAGUUUGAAUUACGAUUGCCAAAAUCAACUCAACCCAAAGUUGAACUCCAACCCUCGGCUGUUGGAGGAUUUCAACUGUUUUCCGGCCAGCAGCUACGGCUCCAUGAGCGGUAACACCCCAAAAGAAAACCAACAUGGAGAAGAGUCCUUUGGGUGGAUAUACUCUGAAGCAACCGCAGUCACUGAUAGCAUUCAGGAGUCUGCAACAAAAGAAUCAUGCUUCCAUAAGCGCCUCCAUAUGGGAGAGACCAUGCAAGCUCUAAAAAGGCAGUGCACAGCUGCAACAAGGAAGUCCAAACCAAAGUCAAUUCCAUCCAAGGAUCCACAAAGCCUCGCAGCCAAGAAUCGACGAGAGCGGAUUAGCGAGCGGCUAAAGAUACUGCAAGAUCUGGUACCCAAUGGUUCCAAGGUUGAUUUGGUGACCAUGUUAGAGAAAGCCAUCAGUUAUGUCAAGUUCCUCCAAUUGCAAGUGAAGGUGCUGGCAACCGAUGAAUUUUGGCCAGUGCAAGGUGGAAAGGCUCCUGAUAUUUCUCAAGUGAAGGAAGCCAUUGAUGCCAUUCUGUCAUCCCAGAGAGACACAAAUUCAAGCUCAAAGUGAAGAAAAGAAGAAGAUGAAGAAGAAGAAGAAGAUUAAAAUAAUAUUGAUGGAUUAUUUUGUCUUUCUCCUGAAGAUCUUGUAAUGGAAUUUUGCAUUCUCAGUCACAAUGAGAACUGAGACUCUCACAACGUCCCACUUCCAUUUACAGAGAUUCUCCCCUUUUUUUCCCUUGUUUUUUUCCUUUCCUUUCCUUUCUAAUGUUAAUUUACUAAUUAAGAAUACGAAGGAAGGUCGUAUUCUUGUACCCAUUUUGACUUCUCCUGAAUUCAGUUCUGGGGUGUGGUUUAAUUCAUCGACUCCACUUAAA